Molecule: messenger RNA, 3532 nt
Organism: Perca flavescens (yellow perch)
Lineage: Eukaryota; Metazoa; Chordata; Actinopteri; Perciformes; Percidae
Product: nuclear factor of activated T-cells, cytoplasmic 3
Exons: 11
Coding region: 247-2985 (912 amino acids)
Biological process (GO): calcineurin-NFAT signaling cascade; cytokine production; regulation of transcription by RNA polymerase II
Cellular component (GO): transcription regulator complex
Molecular function (GO): DNA-binding transcription factor activity, RNA polymerase II-specific; transcription factor binding; RNA polymerase II cis-regulatory region sequence-specific DNA binding
Source: RefSeq, a predicted model, not a curated record
AGUUUACACAAUAAUGGGACCUUUCCGUGAUCGCCGGGGAGUCCGUAGACAUGUUUAUUGACCGUGUCGGUGUCGGUUUACAACUUUUAACCGCGGAAUUAGUCGACGUGUAUGUCGGCGCUGCUGUUGAAACGGAGUUCUGCUUUCUGUCGGAUGGAAGUAAGCGAGACGGGUCAGUUUUAAGAGACCGACGAGCGGUUUUAGGACAGUUGGUGUGUUUUUAGUUUGUUUUUUUUUUACAGUUCAAUGUCCACAGUAAACUUUGCGGAGGAGCUGGACUUCAGACUGGUGUUUGAGGAGGACGGCGGCGGCGGCAGACAGGCAGCAGGUCCAGAGCUCAAUGUGAGGACUCCUCCCUCCUCCUCCUCCUCCUCCAAUCAGGCUCUGGUGGAGCAGCUGGUCAUCCCGGAGCUGCAAGGCCACCCUCCAUGUUUCCCCUACCUGCACUGCGCUGGCUACCAGCCUCAGGGGCCCCAGUACGGAGCCCAGGGCCACCCCAGAACCUUUGACUGUCCCAGUAUCCAGAUCACCUCCAUCGCUCCUAACAAUAAUGUGGAGCUGGGCAGUAGCCAGGAAGCUUUGGCGGUAGGCGGGGCAGAAGGGGGUUACCCCGAAGCGUCCUGGUCCAGAGGCCAGCUCUACCUGCCCCUGGACCCCUGCUACCGGGACCCGGCGCUGUGCCCGAGCCCCUGCAGCAGCCUGUCCUCCCGGAGCUGGAUAUCGGACCUCUCGUCCUGCGAGUCCUUCUCCAACGCCUACGACGACGUGGAGGGGGAGCUGCGCGAUGCCGACCGGCUGGCCCUGGGGUCCCCUCUCGCCCUGGGGUCCCCCGUUGGGUCUCCUCUGGGGUCCCCCGGCUGUGGGGGCGGGGCGUUCGGGGUGGAGCUGUGGCAACAGAACUACCAGCAUCCGUUAGCCUUCAGUCCGGUGCUGUCGCCCCAGCAGUCGCCCCGACAGUCGCCCAGCCACUCCCCUCGCACCAGCGUCACCGAGGAGAGCUGGCUGAGCCGACGGCCCACCUCCAGGCCGUCGUCCAGACCCACUUCGCCGUGCGGGAAGAGACGCCACAGCGGUGCCGACGCCAGCGCCCGCUCGCCAUCGCCUCACCACUCCCCCAGCCCCACGCCGGGUGCCUCCCCGCGCGGCAGCGUGACGGACGACACCUGGGUGGGGAGCCCCGGCGGCGCCCUGGGGUCCCUCCUGAUGUGCGGCUACCAGGAUCUGGACGUGCCCUCCAAGACCAGGAGGACCUCGGGGGCCCAGCUGGGCCUCUCGGCCAAUCAGGGGGACCCGGGGCUGGAGCCCUUCCUGGAUUCUCCCGGCGAGGACGGACGCGAACAGGACGGCCUGGCUGAUCUCUUCUUCCAGGUGCCGUCCCACUUCAGCUGGAGCAAACCCGAACCUGGGAACCCUCCUCUGUUCAGGAGCUCGUCUAUGCCCCCUCUCGACUGCCCUCUGCCCAGCCAGUUUGACCAGUGUGAGUUAAAGGUGGAGGUCCAGCCCCGAUCCUACCACAGGGCCCACUACGAGACGGAGGGCAGCCGAGGGUCCAUCAAGGCACCUACCGGAGGACAUCCUGUCAUCAAGUUGCUGGGAUACAGCGAGCAGCCGCUCAGCCUGCUGCUGUUCAUCGGCACCGCGGACGAGCGCAGCCUCCGGCCGCACUCCUUCUACCAGGUCCACCGGGUGACGGGGAAGACGGUUACCACCAGCUGCCAGGAGAAGAUGACAGGCGGCGCCAAAGUCCUGGAGAUCCCUCUUCUUCCAGGCAACAACAUGUCCGCCAGCAUCGACUGUGCCGGCAUCUUGAAGCUACGUAACGCCGACAUCGAGCUGAAGAAAGGAGAGAUGGAUAUCGGGAGGAAGAACACAAGGGUGCGAGUUGUGUUCAGGGUCGGUGUCCCCCAGCCGGACGGCCAGAUGCUGUGGCUGCAGACUGCAUCCAACCCUGUGGAGUGCUCCCAGCGCUCUGGCCAGGAGCUUCCUCAGGUGGAGAGUGCCAGUCCGGCCAGCUGCUCCGUAGACGGAGGAACGGAGCUGCUCAUCACCGGAUCCAACAUCUCCGCGCAGUCCCGCGUGGUCUUCACGGAGAAAGGGCCCGAUGGAAGAUCGCUGUGGGAAAUGGAUGCCAGAGUUCUUCCAGAAAAAUGUAGCGGGUCCAGCAUCGUGGUUGAAGUCCCUCCCUACAAUAAGAAGACGACCGAACCGGUCCAAGUCCAGUUCUACGUCUCUAACGGGAAGAGAAAGAGGAGCCUGACGCAGAGCUUCACCUACCUGCCCGCACUCAGACGCCACUUCGCCGCCGCAGGCGCCACGGGAGUCAAACAGGAGCCCUGGGAGACCGACCGCAUCUCCCACAAUGCACCUGGCUUCCACGAGCUGCCCUCCAGUGACCCAGACGAGGCUUAUUACGAUCCCUACCACAUCCCGGUGCAUUGUGGUCCCCCGUCCCAGAGCGUGCCUCGGCUUCAUCACCAUCCUCCUUCCUCUGGCUCCCUCCAGACCGCCUUGAUGUGUCCUCAGGCCUCCUCCACGCCUCUCCUAGACCCCUCCUUGCCCCCUCAGACCUCGAGUCCCCUUCAGACCUCGAGUCCCGCUCAGAUCUCCACCCAGCCCUCGUCAUUGCCCCAUCAAACCUUCGCUGUCCCUCCUCCUCCUCUUCCUCCGCUGUCCUACGGCGAACAUCAGGGGAAGCGCUCUCCGUCUCGCAGCCCCAGAAGAGGCUUUGCGCCCUACUUUGGCCCCCGGGAGGACUCGCCUCUCACCGGCGCCGUAGAGGCGCCAAGCAUCAAGCAGGAGCCCGAAGAACAGCCAAAUAAUCCGGGCUCCCUGGGCCUCCAGGAGAUCACACUGGAUGAUGUGAACGAGAUCAUCGACCGAGACAUCGGCAGCCUGAGCGGCGGCGCCGGGCCCGACCCGUUUGACCAGUACCAGCAGUACGACUGGGAGCAGAAGUCCAGCGAGUUCUGCGGAGGCCCUCAGUAGUCCAGUCCACGCUCGGCUUCCUCAGGACAACCGCUGCAGAGCUUCAAAACGCAAAACCGCGAGGGUCACUUGUGCACAAAGUGCGCCAAAACUGACCUUCAAGUGCCUGACAACCAAUCAGCCGCCUCCGACGAGUCGGCACGCUCGCCUCUCCUUCAGGGUACCGCAUCCGACUUACCGGUUUCCUCUUCGUCUGUCUCAGGAAUUUUAGCGGGAAACCAAAGAUGUUUUUAGCUAUUCGUGGAACCGUAGAACACAACAAAAAGGGCUGAUUUUUAACUUUUAAAGUAAUCCGAACAAUCAGUGACGUCGUUACCGAGGCUAGACGGAAAUCCCGAUGUUAUUUAUUAGGGAUGCACUGAAUCCAGAUUUUUUGGGGUUCGGCCGAAUACCAAAUCCACUGGUUAAUACUCGUGCUGGUCCGAUACCAUUUUUUUGCUUCCCAAGACCGAUUUCCGAUACCUAAACCUGCCUAUCGGCCGAUACCGAGUACCAAUCCGAUACCAGUGUAUCAUAUAUUUUAUCAUGAUAUAACAGCUGUAUACUA